GUCCACCCCGGUACGCCCAUCAUGCUGUCCUUCUUCUUCGCCGUCCUCGCUCUCCAGGCUUGUGCUGCUCUCGCGACCCCGACGAAGAGGGAUGCUGUUGCAUACAUCGACCCCACCAAGGGCGGUGGCUCCAUGCUGGAUGAUGCCGGCGCCGGGAACGGGGGCGAACCUCUGAACGUCAUCGUCUCCGGUCUCAGCUCGCCCGAUGUCCUUACAGACGAUGGCAUUGUUAACUACGCCAGGGCGAUCGGCUUCUCUACGGAAUGCUUCGGUCUUCACGGCGGAGGGGCACAGAGCGCUAACCUUGGCGACGGGAACGGUUGGGUAAACCAGACUUUCGAAGUUCGCCAGGACUACGGCAGCUCAGGCGUCGGAACCUGCCUCGAGACGCUGAUCGGAGGCAACCACUUCCGCGUCUUCCGCCAGAACGGCACGCAGGCCAACACGGGCGCGCUCUUCCUUGCGGUGUCUCAGGAGGAGGAUCUUGCCCAUCACCACACCAUCUCCACCGACGGCUACAACGUCGGUCGUGACAAGCUCGUCGCUGCCGCCGUCGGGGACAAGUCCUUCAAGGGCGUCUCCUACACCACCACUGCAGAGAACGUCACAGGCUUGCUGCCCACCGGAGCGGACGGAAUCAACCACGGUAUCGCACUCGACGGCAUCGUCACCGUGCUCACAGUCAAGAUCACCAGCUAGAUGGAUGGACGACCUGCUUUUCCUCUUCUUUCGUUGCUAUCCGUCUAUCGUUAUUAUCGCAUUCCUUCUCAUGCAAGCAGUCCUUAUGAUCUGCUCUCCUUAUGACCAGUCGUGUACUUCCCAUUUCAUGAGAUAUACCAGAGCUUCCAACGAGCAUCGACCAGC
Molecule: messenger RNA, 864 nt
Organism: Schizophyllum commune H4-8
Lineage: Eukaryota; Fungi; Basidiomycota; Agaricomycetes; Agaricales; Schizophyllaceae
Exons: 8
Coding region: 22-699 (225 amino acids)
Source: RefSeq, a predicted model, not a curated record